Pipistrellus nathusii (Nathusius's pipistrelle) is the source of this 3609-nucleotide messenger RNA. The record is from the annotation of a GenBank genome assembly. NCBI's taxonomy places the organism in Eukaryota, Metazoa, Chordata, Mammalia, Chiroptera, Vespertilionidae.
AUGGGCCGGGCGGCCUCCCCGGGGCGCGCCGCUUGGGUGCUGGCUGGGGGCCUCCUGGCCGCCGCCCUGGCGCUGCGCGCUGUGCCCGGGGUCCGAGGCCGGCUUCCCGGGGGCCCGGGGCCCCUCCAGCAUCCCAUGGGCGCGGGGGCGCCCCCGGAUCGCCGCGCAGCCCCCGGGGCGGGCCCCGAGCGCGCGGCGCAGGUGUCGGGGCCGAGCGUGGCGCCCACAGCCCAGGUGCGCCUGCUGGUGAACAACACCCCUGCACCGGGGGCCGCUGACCUGUGGGACCUACUUCUGCUGGACAACAUCACCGGCCUGGCCGUCCGGGAGCCGGCGGGGAACAGGACCGCGGCGGGGCUGCAGGCCUUCCGGUGGCCGCUUCUGCAAGUCGGAGACGCCUUCUCAGUCAGCUACACGGCCUCGCUGGAGCCCGGGGCCCGUGGGCGCGGAGAGGUCCUGCUGCUGCCGGCCCUGCUCGCCUUCCGGAGCGGCUCCACGGCGUCCACGAACAGGACACAGCUGAAAGCCCUCCUCACCAUAACGGCAGAGGACACGGUGACGGUUCUCCCAAACCAUGGCCUUCACGCCGCCGGGUUCUUCGUGGCCUUCCUCGUCUCCCUUGCGCUGACCUGGGUCACUCUUUUCUUCGUGGUUCGGCAUCCGUGUUUGAAGAGAAGCAUGUUCACCAGGCAUCAGGCUCAGCAUCAGGACAGCAGGCUGGAGCACUCCCAGUUCACGGCGGCUGACGGUGUGAAUGAAGAUCUUGCUCUGAAUGACCAGAUGGUUGGCAUCCUGUCCUCAGAAGACCCCGGGAGCAUGCUGCAAGCUUUGGAAGAGUUGGAGAUUGCAACCCUGAAUCGGGCCGACUCCGAUCUGGAGGCCUGUCGAACCCACAUCAGCAGGGAUGUCAUUGCCCUUCUCCUGAGAGGGCUGAGCAGCAGGGGCCAGCUCGCCCCUCAGGCAGAGAGGAGGAUGGGCGCUGCUUUUAAGAAGCAGUUUCUGAUGCUGGAGAAGGAAGUGCAGGAGGAGUAUGAUCGGAAGAUGGUGGCUCUGACGGCUGAAUGCGACCUGGAAACAAGAAAGAAGACAGAAAACCAGUUCCAGAGGGAGGCGGCGGCCAUGGAGGAGGCAGAAGAACUGCUAAAGCACGUUAGCGAGAGGUCGGCGGGCGAGUGCAGCAGCCUCCUGCGCAGGCUGCACGGCCUAGAGCAGGAGCAGCUACGGCGCGCCCUGGCGCUGCAGCAGGAGGAGGACCUGGCGCGGGCGCACCGGCAGCUGGCCGUCUUCCAGAGGAGCGAGCUGCACGGCAUCUUCUUCGCCCAGGUCCGGGGCGCUGUGUUCCGAGGGGACCUGCCGCCGGAGGCCGCCGAGCUGCUGCUGCAAGAGUACUCCCGGGCGCAGGAGGAAGUGGAGGAGCUGAUGGACUUCCUCCAGGCCAGCAAGAGGUGCCACCUGAGCAAGCGCUUCGGCCACCGGGAGUACCUGGUCCAGAACAUGCAGGCGGCGGAGACCCGGGCGCAGGGCCUGCUGAGCGCGGCCGCGUCCCAGCUCACCCUUCUCAUCCAGAAGCACGAGAGAGCAGGGUACCUGGACGAAGAGCAGACGGAGGAGCUGAUGGAGCGGGCUCAGACGGAAGUCUUCUCCAUUAAACAGAAGCUGGACAACGACCUGAAGCAGGAGAAGAAAAAGCUCUACCAGAAAUUAAUAGUGAAGAGGAGACGAGAGAUGCUGCAAAAGCACAAGGAGCAGCAGAGGGAGCAGCUGUCCGUGGGAGAAGCCUUCCGCGCGGGAUCAGCCGAGGACGUGGGCCGGUACCUGGGCCAGUGGCGGAGCCUGGCCGCGGCCCAGGGCGCGGCCCUGGAGGAGCUGCAGGAGCGGCUGGACCAGGCGGCGGGGGACGAGCUGCGGGCGCUGGCCCUGGCGCUGACGGAGAAGGCCGCCGAGGAGCUGCGACGGCUGCAGAGCUCGGCGCUGGCGCAGGAGCUGCUCAAGCGCGGCGUGCCCUGGCUCUUCCUGCAGCAGAUCCAGGAGGAGCACGCCCGGGAGCUGGCCGCCCGCGCCGAGCAGCUGGAGGCCGAGGAGCGGGCCCGGGACCAGGAGGGCGUGCGGGGCGUGCGGCAGCGGCUCCAGGACGACGCGCUGGAGGCCUCGGCGGAGGAGCAGGCGGAGCUGCGGCACUGGGGGCGCCGGGUCUUCCUGAGGCUGUGCGGCGCCCCCUUGUCGCUGUCGGAGGAGGAGCUGCUCCGGCUGCGACAGGACGUGCACGGCUGCUUCGCCCAGAUGGACCGGAGCCUGGCCCUGCCCCGCGCCCGGGCCCGUGUGCUGCUGCAGCAGCUGCACGCCGCCUGGCGGGAGGCGGAGCUUCUGCGGCUGGACCAGGCGCUGGCCGCCCCCGAGCUGCAGCCACAGCCCAAGGCGAGGAAGCCGCGCGCCCGGAGUAGAAGCAAAGCCGACCUCCUGCGCAAGUGCAUCGAGGACAAAAUCCAGCUCUUCGACAGCCCGGCCCCGGAGGACCUGCUGGAAAAGGUCCGCGCGGAGCUUUUGCGGGAGCGGGUGCAGCAGCUGGAGGCGCAGGAGGGCCGCUUCGCCGAGGCUCUGGUGGCCCUGCAGUUCCAGAAGGCGGCCCGGGCGGCGCGGACGCUGCGGGCCUACACCGCCCUCCUGAGCGUGCAGGACCUGCUGCUGGAGGAGCUGAGCGAGUCGGACACGCUGACCAAGGCGGCCUGCGCCCAGAUCCUGGACUCCCACAGCCCCGAGCUCCAGGAGCUGGAGAGGAAGCUGGAGGAGGAGCUGGCCCUGCAGGAGGUGGCCCAGCGGCAGCGGUGGGCGGGGGACGGGCCCGGGCCCCUGGCGGAGCCUGAGGACGCGGAGUCGGAGUCCGAGGGGCUGGUCUCAGCGGUGCUGCGGCGGGCGCUGGGCCGGAGCCAGGAGCUCCUGGAGCGCCAGCAGCAGAGCCGGCGGGAGGAGCAGGCGCGGGCCGUGGUGCUGGAGGACCUGCUGGAGACCAUGGAGGCAGAGGCCCUCGGGGGCCUGUACGGCCAGGAGCUGCGGCUGGCCUCCUACCUGGCCAGGCUGACCAUGGUGCCCGCGGGCACGCUGCGCCGCCUCCUGAGCAUGGCCCUGCCCGCGGCCCCGCGGCCGGAGCUGCUAGCCUUGUUGGACUCGCUCAGCCAGAGGCAGCUGGACCCUGAGGCGGAGCAGGAUGGCGGCGGGGAGCAGGCCGACCUGGGCCGCAGGGGGAAGCACCAGGGCUGGUGGCAGGCCUUGGAGAGCAGGCUGUGCGCGGAGCUGAGGCGCAGCGGCCUGGAGAAGGUGCUGUGGGCGCGCCGGAGGAAGGAGAGCAUCCUGAGGAAGCCGUGCCCGCCGCUCAGGGAGCGGAGGGUGUGCUCGGGGGACGGGGGCUGGCCGCGCCUGUCCCUGGAGGCCGGCGGCGACCUGGUGCCCGUGCCCAUCGUCGGGGCAGAGGCCCUGGACUUCCUGGGCACGGGCGAGAAGCUCUUCAUCUUCCGGAACUCCGCGGAGCCGGAGCUCGCGCUGCAUGGGCCGCCCCGGAGGAAGAAGAACUUCCUGAACACCAAGAAGGCCGCCUGGGCCGCGGGCGCAGACUAG